This is a messenger RNA of Hymenoscyphus albidus, 1204 nucleotides long. NCBI's taxonomy places the organism in Eukaryota, Fungi, Ascomycota, Leotiomycetes, Helotiales, Helotiaceae. The record is from the annotation of a GenBank genome assembly.
AUGUAUCACCAAGUUCAAGACCAAGCUAAAACAUACGAAGACACGAAGCCAUCAAACACGCAUAAGAACGUCUACAAAACAAGUCUUGGUCUGUUUCUCCCUCUUCAAAAUGUCGGCAACUGGUACUUACAGUUGCUCUAUUGGAACAUGUCCACUUUCCCUGGCCACUGUUCAAUAUAUACCGUCACUGUUAGGGAACGCUUUCUACCUAUCCAUUUUUGUACUCCUCUUUCUACUGCAAAUUUAUCAAUUAUAUCUAUUUCGGACCUGUUCAUUCUCCAUAGCCAUGUUGGCAGGCUUCAUCUUUGAGAUAGUGGGAUAUAUUGGAAGGGUACAGCUUCAUUUCAACCCAUUCCGAUCAGACGCGUUUCUCACGUGAGCGCUCUACUUAAUUCAGGGCUUUAUCUUUCUAACAAACUUCAGAUACUUUAUCAAUAUCAUGAUUGCCCCAGUAUUUUUUACCGUGGCCAUCUACUUUGUCUUUUCACGCGUCAUGGUGUUUUAUGGAACGCCCCAUUAUCGUUUUUCUCCCAAAGACACCUUCAUCAUAUUCACGACCUCCGACGCCAUAUCCCUUGUUUUGCAAUGCGCAGGUGGUGUAUCUUCAGUAGUUGCUGGUAGAAAGGUGGACAGUAACCAUGGUAUACAUGUUAUGCUUGUUGGGCUAAUCUUUCAAACAUUCAGUCUUCUGAUGUUUAUGGGGCUUGCCGCAGAAUACGGCUGGCAAAUCAGAAGAGAGCGAAGAUGGCGAGUCAAUGGGACACAGAACAUGGGAAGCACCAAAAAGCUGCGAGGGUACGACUUGUAGUUAUUGGUAUGUUUACUACUAUCUUAUGUCAUUUCUCAGGUCUAACUAGUUCUAGGACUUAUGGUAUCCACCAUCAGCAUUUUGACUCGUUCGAGUUUUCGAAUCGUGGAGCUCUGGCGCGGCGUUGUGGGUACACUAGCAAAUCAACAAGUUCCAUUCAUGCUCUUUGAGGGUGGGAUCAUUGUUUUGGCUUCAAUAACGUUGACGAUAUUACAUCCUGGAAUUGCUUUUAGUCCCAGAUGGGGAGAAGUCGGCUGGGGUUGGGGGAAGGCGAAGGAGGAAGGUAAUGGUGUUAUGCCUGUACCACCAGUGAUUGCUCGGUCUACCGAAAACUCGAAACCUCCGCAUAUUGAUAUUGAGGGAUUCGAAGAGGUCGUUUUCGACCGUAGUAUCUGA